Messenger RNA from Xyrichtys novacula (pearly razorfish), 11238 nucleotides. The record is from the annotation of a GenBank genome assembly. Lineage: Eukaryota; Metazoa; Chordata; Actinopteri; Labriformes; Labridae.
GUCACUCUGAAGCUGAUUGUGCAGACUGUGGCUGCUGCUGCCACUGUCUGCCUUCCUCAACAUCACUGGGAGGAGUGGCUUUAAUUCCGCACAGCCCCUGAAAACCUGGACUCUCCUGGACCAACACAUGGACACACACCCAUCCAGACAGCAUGGGUUCCAGACUGAAGUAAGUAAAAUGUUUUUUUUUUCUCGUCUUCCAUCUUCAUCACUGUAGACGUCACCCUGUUCUUGUGGUUUUAUUACUUCCUCUCACAAGUGCACAGGAAGCUUCCUGCUGCGUUUCUAUUGCCUUUUAUAUGUUGUCAUACACUUCAUAGUAAACCUAUUCUGUUAAGCAACAAAACAGAUACAUUUCUGAAUAUUUUAGUGAAUUACAGCCACUCAUCCACUUAAUCUCAGUAAAUCUCUGUUAAAUAUUGUCCCUAAAGUGUAUCUGUUCUUCGAUGAUCUGGAACAUCUUCCUUCAGUUUUAAUUAAAUACACAAUCAUAACUGUUUGUCAGGCUCCUUGUGUAUUUGCACAGAAAAUUUUAGGUUGCUAACACUCUCGAAGUGUUAUCUCACACCAGUGCUGUGACUCUUUUUCCUGUCAGACAAAACCCUGAGCAAACCUUCUACUGGUUCUUUGAGGCAACUUGCCCUGUAGCCAGAGACAAAGGUGAGUCCUCAGUCUUCACUCACAGCUGCUCAUGUCUUCUCUAAAUAUAAGCAUUCAAAUGCGCAGAGUAAUUUAUCAGCAACAGAGAACUUGACUGAAUUUGUUCCUCAGUUUCUUCCUGUUAGUCAUUUCUGUUUUGGUUAUUGUUCUCCGUAACACCCUGCUCAGCAGACUGUUUACUACCAUCUAGAAAAAAGCUCACACUCAGUCAUGAGUGUUUGAAUAAAUAAGAAAAAGUCAUAAGUGAAGAUGUAUCUGCCAAGCUGAGAGUUGCUCACACUUCCUGUCAUGUGACCAGAAAACCACACAGCUUGUGUAGCCUCAUUUUAAAAUAGAUGGAAGCAUGUUGAAGUAAUCUACUAGACUGAGCAGCAGAGCUUGACCUGGAGGUGUUAAAAGCACUGAAAGCACUUCACUGGAUUUUAAUUUGGAUUUAAUUCACCCAUAUUUUAAUCAUCUGCUGUUAAACUAUCAGUAUCUUCUUUGUCUCUCCUUAAUAUUUCAGGUUUUCAGUUGCAGUAGUGUUGGUCUAAAUAUUUAGGGCUGCUAAAAGAGUUUUAGGGAGUAUUCGUUGUGAUUUUCGGUCACUGGUUUGUUCUUUCUUUAUUGCUACAGACCCCGGUGUGCUUUUCCAGUUUCCAGAGGACUUCAGUGAUGAGGUACACAUGCUACCUGCUUCUAGAAAUAAUAAAGCUUAUAAUACUGAUAACUUACAAUAAUAAACAUUUUUGCUGACAAGCUGAAACAUUCUGACCCUGAAAAACUCUGAUUAUCCUUUUACUGUGAGACCUGUCAGUGAGUGGGCUAUGAUAGGCAGUUGUAGUUUAUUGGGCUCUUAAUUGAAGGAAUUUUAUUUUGAAUUUGGUGUUUAAGUUCCACCUUGCUUUUGUAGUCUUCCCUAAAUGUCCGUUCUUGAAGACAGGCUGGUACAUUUCAAACAAAGACUUUAUGAAUAAUAGAUGUAACCCCAUUACAACACUACUUGUUUGCCAGCUUCAUUUAAAAGCUUUGGAUUUUGCAUUAUGGCCAUUACGAUGUUGUAAAUGUAAAUGAAAUAGACUUUUAAAGGGAUAUUUCGGCGUAAAUUUAAGUGAGGGUCAAACACAUUGUAACAGAGUUAAACACCCCCUCGUGAGAUGAAUGUUGAUGAAAGCUGACUGCUUGCUUCUCUAGUUAUACCGUGACAAUCGCACAAUAGCAAUACACAGUGGUCUACGUCUCCACACACAAACUUCAACCACAAAGUCACUCUAUAGCCACAAAUAAUGCUCAGAGCAGCACUAACUUCAUCAACAGUAAAUAUAGGGUCCUAGCCAUAGUAUUAGCCAUCAAACAUCUUUUUAGCUUUGCCUGAUUUCUUUAGCAAAGAGACUUAACACAACUCACCCACUCUCCUCCAGCAGCCGCUUGUUUGUCGGGGAGCCCUGAUGAGUCGAUCACAGAGUGCAGUGGAAAAUUUAUGAUUAUUACUUCAUGGAAAUGCAAUCAGACCGAGACACUAAGGCAGAAGAACUAUCAUGCCUUCAGUGCAAAAUCAUUAUUAUGAUGAUUAUUACUUCAUGGAAAUGAUCCACUGCACUCAGUGAUCGACUCAUCAGGGCUCCCUCACAAACAAGCAGCUGCUGGAGAAGAGUGGAUGAGUUGUGUUUGAUCCCUUUGCUGAAGAAACCAGGCAAAGCUGACAAGAUAUUUGGUGGCUAGUACUAUGGCUGGGACCCUACAUGUACUGUUGAUGCAGUUAGGUGCUGUUCUGAGAAUAAUUUUAUGGCUAUAGAGUGGCUUUUUGGUUGAAGUUUGCACAUGGCGAGGUAGACCGCUGUGUAUUGCUAUCGUUUGGUUGUUACUAAAUUUGCUAUAACUAGUGAGGCAAACAGUCGGCAACAUUCAUCUCUCGAGGGGGUGUCUAACUUGGUGUUACGGUGUGUUUGACCCUAAUUUAAUUUUGCCCUGGAAUAUCCCUUUAAUCUUCAAUAUUGAGUACUAACCUGCCAUCUAAACUGCACUAUCCUUGAAACUUGUUUUCAUUUUAUUUUAUGCAUUUCCUCUUUGCAUACUCCCAAAAAGCAUUUUGAGUUGCAGAACUAAACUUCACGUUGAUUUUAUUUGCUAUUUGAACAGAGAUGAAAUAUUUUCAGUGUAAACUUUGAGAUCUGUAUGGACUAAUAUUACAUUGCAUGAACAUAUUUCUGUCUCACUCCAGGAGUCUUGCCAAACUUUACCCAGGUUCUGCUUCCCCUAUGACAUACAAAGGUGAGUUCAGACCUUUGAAGAAUUGUGGCUGCUGAUACCAGAUGACUGGGCAUCAUUUGUCCCUACGACCUGCCCUGUCUUGAGGUCAAGUUCAGAGUGUGUGUUGUGGUUAUGAUAUUAAAGCAUUUGUCCCAGAUCAGUAUAGUUUUCUUUUGUUUUGCACCUGAUUGGAGGGAAGAGGAAUCAUCAUCUGCAUUCUCUGCUAGGCAGAGCCUGUACUGUGUACUCUCAUCUUGUCCUCAGGCAGAUAAAGUUCAAGGUAGAGGCAUCAUAACUGUAGGUGAUGAGCUUGAGAGGCCCCCUGCUUCCUAACUGGAGCAAGCCAGCUUAAGUAGCCAAAACAUGUUUACAGAACGGGGCCAAUUUUGCCCCAAAUUAUUACAUGGCUCACGUAAAUUAAAGUAAGGAACACUAGAGUUGCUAUUUGAUUUUUGGGGGGACAGUUAGUGGUGCAACACUGCCUUGCACUUGCUUUGUUAAUUGGACAGUGUCUUAUAAAUGCAGGUUUAGUGGACACAAAAGCUGCAGUAGUCUUUUGUGGAUCACUGAUUAGCCUGUUUACUUAAAUGUAAAUCACAUAAUAUUUUCCUCUGCACAGAGUAAGGGAUGGAGUGGCUGUGCAGCACUUUACUUUUGUCUUGACUGACCUGGAAGGAUGCCAACGAUUUGGCUUCUGUCGUCUCACCAACAGCACUCACACCUGCCUCUGCAUACUCAGGUACACCUGUCAGAGGCCGCGUGAAUGUUUGACUGGUUCAGCUUCAUUUUCAAGGAAAUGUUAAACCAUGUCUUUUAAAUUGUGAUGGACACCUGUGUAAAUUCAUUUGAUUACAGUUAUCUGCCCUGGUUUGAAGUGUUUUACAAACUUCUCAACAACUUGGCUGAUUAUCUCAUUAAAGGACAGGUGAGUUUACACCUCUGACAGUACUCUCUGCUUCUUUGUUAUUUCUGUGUCACCCACUGUUGGAUGUGUACAACUUGUCUGGUAUCUGUCUUCUUAACAGACCAGUGAGAUGAAAGCACUCCUUGCUGCCCUCUACAAGCAGCCCAUACCGCUGGCAGCGGGAUCCGUUGUUUUGCAGAUGGUAAAUCUUCAAUAAGCUGAUAAGAACAAAGGCUCACUCUUGACUUUAUAGCUUUUUUGUGGUUAUUUUUUUCUGAGGGAGAGCAGCUUAUGGUCAGCACAGAGGUGUCCCAUCCUGUUGGACACGAAGAGGGACAAGAGGGGGUGAGUCCUGCAGGAGUUUAUGUAGUCUGGAGCAACAGCUGAGCACAUACAGACUAACUCCUGCUGGAAAAUAAUGCUUUGUCUGCUUGAAGGCUAGACUUGGUGUGGGGACUAAAACUGUGCCAUGCAUUCCUCUAAUAAAAUAUUCAAAUAAAUGUAUAAUACUAUUUUCACUAACAUAAAUCUGUUAACUCUUUAAUACACAAAUAAUCCAUUAACACUCUGACCACAUAAGAAAUGCUUGUUUUAUAUGAAAUAUCUUUGUGGCUCUAACCUGCUGUUGGUUUUGCUGUCUGGAAGUUUGUAUUUGUAGAGCUUUAUUUCAAAAUAGAAAGGGAUUAAAAACAGAUUUUUUUUUUUCAUUUUUGUUGGAUUGACUGCAGUUGCAAACUGAUGUUAUCACAGGUUCAAAAAUUUAUGUUUGUAUUAUUUUGGACUUACCACAGAACACUUAACACAAUGACAGAUCAUAUGGGCCAUGAGUAAAAAUAGAUACAGUAAGUACGAUGUGAUGGAUCAGAUGCUUUAGUUUAAAGUGACCUACAUUUGAAAGUAAGUACAACACAAGUAAAGAUCCAGACAGAAUGACUGAGCAUGGUGAAGUGACACAAACUGCUUCAUGUCUAAUUGGACAAAGUGCUGCCAUGCAGUAUUAAAGGGCAAUCUCCAAUUUUGGGAGUUAGGGUUAAAAGAGAAGAGGGACUGUUAUAGAAAAAUUAUACAUAAUAAAGUUUAAAUUUGUAAGAAAAAGCUUAGACAAUCUUCAAAAAACAGUCGAGCAAAAAUUAGACAUCAAUUACUGUAUGUUAUUUUCAAUAUAAGAUUUUAAAGCUACUUAGUGCUCUGUCAGUCAAAAAAAUACGAAAAACACACAGAAUCUGGGAGGAUAGUAAAAGACUACAGUUAAAUUCUCUGAUAGUUAGACCAACAUUUAGAAGCUGAAGAGUUAGCAUGAUAGCACCUUACAGCUUAAUAAGUAGGGGUUGGGUGUUAAAUAAUGGGAAAGUAUCAGUCAAGAUAGAAAUAAAGAUGAGGACAGUGUCUGUAAUAUGUAGUCUUGUUGAGUGUUUUUCCUGUGGUUGUUUUUAAAAAGCAAGCAGCCACCUUUUGUGCUGAUAUGUGUGUUUUAGUUUACCCCGUUUCACAUCUUCACGAAGCAAUCUUUGUUGGAAUAGAUUUAUUUUCUAUUAAAACAGCAACUAUAAUCGAAGGAAGGAGAAAAUUCCAAGUUUUAUUCUGGUGAAUUUGUCGGCUGUCUUAUCAACUGAUAAUUCUUUUACAGCCUUAUUGGUUUCUGCAACAAAAAGCUUACUGAAUUUUGGAGUGAAAAUCUCACAACUGGACUUUUUUUUGUAUGUCUGAGCACAGUAUAAAUCAUCUGUAAGAGUAAAUACUUCUAAUACCCCAAGUGUAGUCUUAAAUGUUUUGUUUGCUUUGUUUUGACCAGAUUCCUUACUUCAUCGCUCCAGACCCAAGAAGCCUUCCUUCCAUCCCUGAAAAUGUGAGUAUGGAAGAUGUGGAAUGACAGGGAUUUGAGCGCUCUUUUUUGUCUGUUCUGCCUGAUAUCUGUGUGUGUGUGUGUGUGUGUGUGUGUGUGUGUGUGUGUGUGUGUGUGUGUGUGUGUGUGUGUGUGUGUGUGUGUGUGUGUGUGUGUGUUUGCAGAGGAACCUGACUGAGCUGAUUGUAGCUGUCGAUGUCGGGAACCUGCUCCAGCUCUAUGCCAGUAUGCUGUUUGAGAGACGUAUUCUCAUCUUUGCCAGCAAACUCAGCACUGUAAGACAUUUGAUAUUCAGUUUUCUCUUUUUUUACUUCUUAGCACAGUGGCACAUAAUCCUUAGAAGCUCCUACACACCAGCUUUCACUGAACCCAUAAUGGCAGUCACCACUUCAGCUUCUGCUGAAUGCAAAUGUUUAGAAACAGAGCUCAGUGCAGCCACAAGUAGCCUCAGGGUACUGUCUCAAAGUCACACAGAGGCUGCAGUCUGGUGGACCACAGAGCAGGCUUGUGUGUCCUGUGUUCUGUAUCUGAAACAGUCUUCCUCCAUUGUGUGUUUUUGUGUAGUUGACGUCUUGUGUGCAUGCUCUGAAUGCUGUACUGUACCCCAUGUACUGGCAACACAUCUUCAUCCCCGUCCUACCCCCUCACCUCCUGGAAUACUGCUGGUGAGAACUCACUCUACCCAUCCACCCACCCACCCACCCACCUACUUAUCUGGCCACCUUACCUCCUACUUACCUGAAUAACUUUCCAAAAACCUACCCACCUGGCUUCCUGACUGGACACUUCCUUAUUCAUUAACCUCACCUUUCAUUAGACCUGCUCGCCUACUUUACAGCCUACCUUGUCACCUAAACACUGAACUAACUAUCUUCCUAUCUAUAAAUAGUACAUGCGCUAGUCACACCACAUUCACACUCUCAUGGCAGCUUUGUAAAUCACCUAUCAGUUUUAAACUCAUCAUAUACAUACACCCUACUCACCUUUUUGUGUUGUAACAUAAAACAAUGACUUUUUUUCCCCCAGUGCACCCAUGCCUUAUCUAAUAGGGGUCCACACCAGUCUUUCUGAGGUAAAGAAUUCUUAAACACAAGUGCUUUUUUAAAUAAUGAUCCAUACUUAACUACCAAAGCUUGAGCUUUUUGUAACGGUACAAUUUUGCUUUAUUUGGAUUUCUGCAUUAACUUUGUCUCUGCGUGCAUGUCAGAGGGUGAGACGUAAUGGGUUGGAGGAAGUUGUCAUCCUGAACGUGGACACAAACACUCUGGAAACCCCCUUUGACGACCUAAAAAAGAUACCGUCUGAUGUGGUAAUUGGCACUCUGAAUGUAGUUUUGAGUUUAAAAUGUGUUUGUGUUGAAGUCCCCAAGCAGUUUUACAUUUGAGUUGUAGAAAAAUACCUAAGAAAUCUAAGGCAUUGACGAGGUAUAGCACUUAAACCCUGGUACUGUACUUUUAUUUUAUCAGCCGACAGUGCUGUUCUUCGAGAAGGGAUGUAGUGGGGUCUGAAAAUUUUGGCAGGGUGACUAAAACUACAAAGUUGCACAUGAUUCUUGCAGGCCUGAAAUGGUUCAUCCACACUUGAAAACAAUCUUGAUAAUGAAAUUAUAAACAAAGGAUUGUUAUGACCCCAGUCAGGGUAGCAUUUUUGAGUAGCUACAGCAGCAGUUGCUCUGUAUGUGUGUACUGCAGUGUGUCACAGCAUACUGUAUGUGGAUAUAUGUUUCCAGAUGUCAGGGCUGAAGGUGUGUUUGAAGCGCCAAGCGGUGGCUCCUGGCUGUGGUGUCUCAAAGGCCUUCCUCAAAGCUCAGGCUCUGCUGUUUGGAGGCUACAGAGACGCCCUGCAGGGUAACCAGGUAAACCACCCUUUAAAAAAACAAAACAAAAAAAAACACUUCCCUCUCUCCACUUGCCUGUUCAAUCCACUGUCUUGUCGCUAAAAAAAGUUUGUUCACAGGAGCCUUUAUGUACUUUUCUUUCUUUGAGAGGAACCAGAAAAGGAGAAAAGAUGUGUUUGUAUCUCUUUUCUGACUCUCUUUGCAGGAGGGUGAAAUGUGUUUCAGUGAAGAGCUGUUUCUAGACCACAAGUCACCCAGCAUGAGGCAGUUCCUUCAGAGUGCAGUUCACUUGCAGUUCUUCAAACAGGUACAGGUCAUAUACCGCACCCUACUGGACAAACACUGUACCUACCACAUUGGAAGACCUUUUCAAAAGAGAAUACAGUUAUUGUAAUCGUGCAAUAUUGCUAAAUCGAAUGAAAUGAACAGUUAAACUGUUACAAAGUCAUGAAAAUACACUAAGUUUUCUUUUGCUUGGGAUUUCUUUUUGUUUCUAUUUUCUGGGAUAAAAACAAAUGACCAAAUAUGUUUUUCAGUUUAUUGAUGGCCGCCUUGAUAUUCUGAACAAAGGAAAGGAACCAGAGGAUCUAUUUGAGGAGGAGAUCUUGAAGUGUGAAACAGCUGCAGGUGUGUACGCCUCUGUGUUAGUGCCAACAUUUUUAGUCUUAUUUAUUUUCUGUUUAACUAUUUGUAUCUCUACUUGUUUAUAGGACUGGGCAAGUCUUAUCAACAUCUGGUUGGUAAUUUAAAGGUAAGCUUACUCAGUCAGUGAAAUGUUUCUCAAAAUCGUUUUCAUCUUGUUGAAAAAAUAGAAACAUAGAUAGUUUGUGCUUUCUGCAGAAGGGUGGAGGAGCACUGAUCCUGAACAUGAGGUCCAAAGCAAACACAAGGGUAGGCAUAGUUGCCGAGUUUUUGUUUCUGUAGGAGGUAAAUGAAUCAAGUUCGUAAUAUCAAAUCAUUCCUCUUUAUGAUCAUGUGCAUCUUUCUCAGGCUAAAGGUCUUGCCAAGUCUGGUUUGAAAAACUUGCUGAUGCCCAAGGUGGGUCAGUGUUUUUGUUUGUGCAAGCUUAGACUGACAAAAAUCCUACCUGAGUUUUAUUAAUAUACAAAACUUGUGUUGUACAUGUGUAAUGCAGACCCACAAAGAAGAUCACUCUCUUCAGAGAGGAGGAUCAGUGACACACCGUCGUGCUCAAUCAGACUGUUUGCAGAGCCGACUGCCAAUCACACCGCACUUUGGGAUGGUGAGAUGAACAUUAUCUCUUUCUUUUUUUGCAGGUGUUGCUGUUUUGCAAAUCAGUUGAACCCUUCAUUCAACUGAAAUGGUGCAAAGACAACAAAUCUGAUUCUAAGUACUGAAAGUGAAAAAUAUAAUCUUGUGUACUUUUGAAUAGAUGAUCAUUUUAAAUUCGUUUCCAGUGGCAUGUCUUUAAAAAGCUGGGGCAUGCUUUCUUUUGUUUGAGACCUUUUCUUUGAUAAAGUUGAGACAUUUGGAGACUGAGGAGACCAUUCUCUGGAGUUUUAAAGGGAAAUCUGGUCCCGUUUAUGUCAGAUUCAGAAUUCGAGCUUCUCAACAGUUUAGGGUCUCCUUUGCAGUAUUUUUUUAGGACUGCAAGAAGGUUAGUAUAGCACCUGGACUCCUCUUCUACAGAGCCAUACUGGCGUGAUACGUGCAAAAUGUGGUUUGGCAUCUUCAUGGUUUUACUUGAAAAGGCAAUGUUUGUAUGGCAGCAUUUGUUGCUCCAAAACCUGUAUAUAUUGUCAAGCAUUAUGGUGCCUUUUUGGAUGUGUACAAUAGUUACUUGUGCAUCCCAAUACCAUUCAGGACUGAUAGGACACUGGGUCCUCUAUUUCCUCUUUAGAUCAGAGGAUCAGAGCAUCUGUGAUUUAAAAAAAAAAAAGUAGGACAAAUGUUGUUUUGUUAGAGCACAAGACAGUUCUUCGCUUCGCUUCAGAUAAUUUUAAAUCAACUUGGGCAUGGAGAAAUUAAUGACUUUUCUGGAUCAUGUAUAUAGUUUCCUCUUGAUGUCAGUUGAAUAUAGGGUCUAAAUGAUUUGCAAACCAUCCAAUUCUGCUUCAUCAAUGUUUUACACAGUGUUCUUUCCCUAAUGAUAAAUGAUAAAAAUUUGAAAUAAACUCCAUCUCCAAAAAUCCUCAUCUGAACUCAUUCUGCCUGUACUGCUCUUUGUGCCCCGAUAUUGCUCCACGUCUUUUGCUUUCUGUUACACAUCCCAACACAUUUGACUUCUGUUGGGGUAUGUUGUGUUGCUUUUGUGUUGCUGUUGUUUUGCCUUGUUGCUCCAUGUUGCUUCGUGUCAGUCACGUCCCCGUCGGCCUGUUCAUCAAUACAGGCCUUCUGGAGCUGAGGAGGGCACGAAGGAUCCUGGAGAAACAUGGGAUGGGUGAGAGAAAAAUGGACAGACAGGAAAACAGAUAACAAUCCACAGUUUGUUUUUGUCCUUUUUGUGUGAUUUGGUUUUCAAUCUCUGCUCAUCAGAGCUGUGCCUGGGACUGUGCUUGAGUCUGACUCUGAUCUCCAGAAGGAUGUAGACGAGGAGCAAGAAUCCCCACUGUGUGACUCAGAGGAGAUGGAUCUGCUGGGGGAGAUCUUUGACACGCUCAGUUCCCGCAGCCUUCAUGAACGCGGCCUACUGUACGGCACACGCAGCCUGGACCUGUUUGGAUCAGACAGCCAUGACUAUAUCACAAAGGUAAGAAGAUGAAGACCUAAUACACACACACACACACACACACACACACACACACACACACACACACACAUGAAUGUGAUUUCUGGUCUUACAACAGUUGGUCUUGUCCUCAAGCUUGGUUUUCCAGCCAACCCCAGCCAAGAAAGCCUGGCCUUGUCUGCAAGCGGCAGCGGCAGCUUGCUCAGCUGGAAUCACGAAGAGGAGCCAUCUGAGCUGACAGAGGACCUUGAUUGGCCGAGCCUGGGUGCCAGUGAGCCACAAGUGGAAGAGACGGAGAAUCUACUGGCAGCGUGUGAGAUAACGGAGAAAGAAAGUGGACAAGAACAGGAAGAAUUUAAUGCAGCAACAAAUAGGAAGCAAGAAGAUGAAACAGAAGACAGAACUGACUUUAAGGAGGUGCAGUCAGAGGAAGAGAGAGAGACAGAUUGUCAAGAAAAGAAAGAGAGUUUGGGCGAAGAAAGAGCAAAAGAAACAGCAGAGAUUGAAGAGGCAGAAAGAUUGAAAGAAGAUGAGCAAAAUCAGACUGACGGGGUAGAUGAGAGUAAGGAGCUGGAAAAUGGAACCAAUGAAAUGGAGAAAGAUGUAGCAAGAGGAGAGGAGGAGAAAGAGAACCAGGAGAACAAACUGACCAAUCUGACUCCCCAUCAUCCUGAGCCUGAACCUCCAGCAGCUCAGGACAAAAGAAAAGAAGAAGCAGUGAAGAAAGUGCUUUCUGCUGUAGCACGCUUCCAGUCUAAGGGGCCCAGCCAGAGCUUUCAGCUAAAGUCCAGGGCCAAAGACCUGAAUGAACCUGAGAGAGUGUGGAACAAGUUUGAGAGCAGGGACAGAAUGCAAACUCUCAGUACAUGUGACUCAAAUGUGUCCGAGAACAACAGCUCAGAGGGGCAUAAGGAGGAGGAGCAAGAGCCCCCGCCAAUCAAAGUGUCUGAGCUGAAGAAGAGAUUUGAAGGUUAGAAGACUGAGCUAGGGCAUGCUGAUCUAGUAUGGAUGUUAUUUUAUAGAAAGAACUAAAAACUAAUAAUAAAAAAAAUGAUAAUAGUGUUAAUGUCAGAAAA